This is a messenger RNA of Helobdella robusta, 3492 nucleotides long. RefSeq lists its product as hypothetical. Gene Ontology annotation, biological process: monoatomic anion transmembrane transport. The record is from RefSeq and is a predicted model, not a curated record. Gene Ontology annotation, cellular component: membrane. Lineage: Eukaryota; Metazoa; Annelida; Clitellata; Rhynchobdellida; Glossiphoniidae. Gene Ontology annotation, molecular function: transmembrane transporter activity. The transcript is spliced from 16 exons. Bases 203 to 2128 code for a protein of 641 amino acids.
AUAUAUAUAAAUUCGUUUUGGAACAUUCACGUUUCUCUAUAAAUACUCGCUUGUUUAACUAACCAAACGUCACUUAUUUUUUGAUCCGGCUCUUCUUUAGGCAAAUUUUCAUUAAAGAUAAACUUAUUUUCAUAACUAGUUAAAAGCCGACAAAUAUUUUUUUUAUAAUUAGGAAAAUUUUUACUUUGGAAAAAAAUUAAACAUGGCGAAGGACGUGGAGAUACGGGAUAGCACUAAGCCAUCAAUUUGGAAGCAAAUUAUGGCGAUAAAAGAUACCUUGAUCAUCAUCCUCACUCCGAUCAUCUUACUUCCUCUUCCGAUCGUCUGGUCAGCCAAACAAGGGAGAUGUGCAUAUGUGAUCCUGAUAAUGAUUGUGUACUGGAUGACGGAGGUGAUCCCCAUGGCAGUCACUGCUCUGAUCCCAAUUGUCUUGUUUCCUUGGCUUGGUGUUAUGGGGUCCAAAGAACUUUGUGUCAACUAUUUGAAGGAUGCCAACAUGUUGUUCUUUGGUGGGCUGUUGGUCGCUGUGGCUGUUGAAAAGUGGAACCUUCAUAAGAGGGUGGCCCUCAGAGUGCUCAUGCUAGUCGGCUCCAAACCCAAGUGGAUCAUAUUCGGUUUCAUGGUAGUGACGGCCUUCCUGUCCAUGUGGCUGAACAACACGGCAACAACCGCCAUGAUGAUGCCCAUCGCACAUGCGGUCCUCACCGAACUCGAUGACAACCGCAAGAAACAGAUGAUUGCCAGGAAUGCAAGCAAGAAUAACCUGGAGGAGAAGAAAGAUGCCAAUAAUGAUCAUGCUAUUGAAAUGAAAGAGAUUGCUACAGAUGGAGCCGAGAGUCACCUGUUGACAGUAAAGACUGACCAGGCAGCCCCUGUCGUCCUAAGCAAGGAAGACGAGGAAAGCAACAAAAGAUUUGCAAGCUUCAGGACUGCCCUCAAGUUGUGUGUCCCUUAUGCCUCGAGCAUCGGGGGCUGUGGUACCCUCAUCGGUUGCGGACCCAACAUCGUUCUCAAGGGUCAACUGGAAGUCUUGUACUCGUCGUCCUCCAUCAACUUCACUUCCUGGUUGGUCAUUGGUUUCCCUGCGAUGGUCGUUGACCUCCUGUUGGCCUGGGUCUUCCUGCUCAUCAUCUUCUUCGGGGCCAGGGACACGUUCGGACUGAGGAAGCAGACGGAGGAGGACAAGGAUGAGACUGCAAAUCAGGUCAUCAAGGCAGAGUACCAGAAACUUGGAAGCAUUACAUUUGCAGAAGUUGUUGUCUUGGUGAACUUUUUGAUCCUGGCUUUCCUGUGGGUCUCCAGGGAACCAGAAUUUGUUCCAGGGUGGGGUAAGGCCCUGAACCACACGACCACAAAAACAACGGUAAAACAUUAUUACAAUGGAUCCAAAGAAAUAACAGUUACUGAGGUCCCUGCAUCGUUCGUGACAGAUGCAAGCGUGGCCAUCACCAUAUGCGUCCUCCUCUUCAUCUUCCCCUCACAGUGGCCCAGCUACCUCUGCUUCAGAAAGAAGACUGAAACAAGAGCUCCUGGGCUGGCUCCUCCCAUCUUGGACUGGCCGACAGCCAACAAGCAGAUGCCCUGGAGUGUCAUCCUUCUGCUGGGUGGUGGGUUCGCAUUGGCUGAUGCUUGCAAGGGUUCCAAGUUAUCGGACUCAGUGGGCGAGGCCUUGAUAAGUUUGAAGGACCUGCACCCCUUCUUCAUAAGUCUCAUAAUGACGUUGGUGGCGACGGUCAUCACGCAGUUUACCAGCAACAUGGCUACGACGACCAUCAUGAUCCCAAUCCUGGCCCAGGUCGCCGCAAAGACCUGCGUGAACCCCAUCUAUUUGAUGCUGCCUGUCACCCUGGCAUCGUCCUUCGCAUUCAUCCUCCCCGUCGGCACCCCUCCCAAUGCCAUCGCGCACUCGUACGGGGACAUCACCAUCCCUCAAAUGAUAAAAGCAGGACUGGCGAUGUGCUUGAUAACGAACGUCGUCCUCGUCCUCUCCAUCAACACCUGGGGCUACGCAUUCUUCGACUUGGGCACGUGGCCCAGCUGGGCUCCACCCUGCGCCAAUUCGACCGUAGAAGUCAUGGCGUCUGUCACUCCAAUGAUUGUGAACACCACAACCGCCCCUGUCGGCUGAAUUGUGAUUGAUCAACAAGAUUGUGUGGUCGUGGUCUGGUUUUGCUUCUUGCUUUCUCGUUGGCUGGAGAUGAAUUAGAAUAUAGAAGAUUUGAAUGGGCGAUCCUUGAUUGAUUGAUUGAUUGAUUGAUUGAUUGAUUGAUUGAUUGAUUGAUUGAUUGAUUGAUUGAUUGAUUGAUUGAUUGAUUGAUUGAUUGAUUGAUUGAUUGAUCAGUUUCUGCUUAGAAAGUCAUUGUGUUUUCAAUGUUGUUGUUGUUAUAUAUAAUGUUUACUUAUCAUCCAUGCUAUGGUUUCUAUUAGAAUUUGUUGUUGUUAUAUUUAUUAUUACCAAUGAUAAUAUUAUUAUAAAAGUUAUAAUUGACGUCAUCAUUGUAGCGUGCGGUAGCAGUAGUGGUAGGAUGGAAUCGAAUAAAUUAAUUAGAAAAAUGCUAAAUUUAGAAUGAUGAGUGGAAUAUUUCAAAUAUUUUCUAAUAUUAAUUGAAAAUUGAUUGUCUGCGAGCGUUUUAAUUAGCGAGUGAGGGAGUGAAUGGGUGUUAAAAUGAAUGAAUGAAUUGUGAAUGAAUAAAUGAAUGAGAGAAGAAGAAAGAAACAAUUAUAUUGACUACGCUUGUUCGGUAAUUCAUAAUUAUAUUAUUAUAUUAUAUAUUAAUUAAUUAUUAUAUUAAUUAUAUGUUGUUAUUAUUGUUAUUGUUGUUAAUAUUAAUUAUUACAUGUUAUUAUUGUUAUUGUUGUAAUAUUAUUAGCUUACGAUGUGUUGACAUUAUUAUUUGAUACGUUUAUUUGCAGUUGCUUGGUAUUUAUAAUACGAAAUUUUUCCUUAGGAUAUCAUUCAUGUUGUGUUUCAGAACAAUCAUAUAUAUAUAUAUUAUUUUAUCUAUGUACAUACAUACAUACACACACACACAUACAUACACACACACACAUACAUACACACACAUAUAUAUACACAUGUGUCUGUAUGAAAUUUCAGCUUCCUGUUCCAUCGAAUCUUAGUAAAUUUUUUUUUUAAUUUCAUAAAUUUUUAUUCAUUUUAUUUCUGUUUUAAUAUUUUUAAAAAUAGUGUCGAAAAUGUUUGUUUGUUUGUUUGUUUGUUUGUUUGUUUGGAUGGAUUUUUAUUUUAAAACUCUCCCUCGUUUCAUCUAUCGCCCGGAUACAAUGAUGAUCUUUCUACUUUUUGUUUGAUUGCUUAUUUGCUUGUUUAUUUAUUUGUUUGUUUGUUCGUUCGUUUGUUUGUUCGUCUGUUUGUUCAGCAUCAAUUCAUCUACAAACAUGGAUAAGUUAUAGUAAGCCUAGUUCUUUCGUCUGUCUCUUCUUUACAUUAAAACAUUUCGUCGACGUCUUGGUUGAACAAUAAAUGGUUUAAUA